AUGUUCGGGCAAGAGGCCAAGCUGGCGGCCCUCAUUAACCGGGACCCGCCUCAGCUCCUAUACAAGCGCCUACCUGUCAUCGGAAUACCAUCCACCGCCGUCCCGAACGAGCAAGCCCUCGUGGCGGAGCUCCAAGCCAAGUUAGGUCCAGGGGCGGACCCUGAACGUCUUCUGUUCCAGAUCCGCAGCUCCAGAGGAAAAACACACUGGGCAGUCAACAGCUAUCUCCGGGACGUGAUGACGUCAUCAGCUCCAGGGCAGGAGGACUUCCGACCUUCGCGCCCAGGCAGGACCGCUGCAGCGGCCGCCGCCGCGGCAGCCGCACUGCCGCCCCAGCUGCAGCCGCAGCCGACGGCCGACGGCCCUGGGCAAGGCAGCACCGGCGCCGGCAACGUCAGCGGCGCACCUCCGCAAUCUGCAGCUAUCGGUACCGCCACGGCCGGUACAUGCGGUGUUGCACGCACUCAGCCGGUCUGCUGUACAGGCUGCUACUGUGAGCCGCCGCAAAGACCGCCACCGCUGCUAGGGCCCAUCCCGCCGGAAUCCGAAUCCGGAUCCAGAUCCGUUGCAGUACAGUGCUCGGAGGAGCAACAGCAGCAGCAGCCGUGGAUGGCGGCACCAACGGUAAACCCGCAGGCUCAGCCAGUACGGCAGUCCGUAUUUGGAUCUGGACCAAUCGGACGAACGUCAUCAGCUGACGUGGACGUCGACGGCGGCGGAGGCAGCAGCAGCGGUAGCGGCGGCAGCACCGGCAUGUCGUGUUAUGGUGGUCUUAGCUUGGACUGCCUGCCUGUGUCGCUGCUUGAGGCUGUAUUCCGGCACCUGGACUACCGGUCGUUGAGUGCAGCGGCUAUGACCAGCCGAUCCAUGUCCCUG
Messenger RNA from Volvox carteri f. nagariensis, 876 nucleotides. RefSeq lists its product as uncharacterized. The annotation marks the transcript as partial. Gene Ontology annotation, molecular function: protein binding. NCBI's taxonomy places the organism in Eukaryota, Viridiplantae, Chlorophyta, Chlorophyceae, Chlamydomonadales, Volvocaceae. The record is from RefSeq and is a predicted model, not a curated record. The transcript has 4 exons.